This is a messenger RNA of Entrophospora sp. SA101, 1187 nucleotides long. Lineage: Eukaryota; Fungi; Glomeromycota; Glomeromycetes; Entrophosporales; Entrophosporaceae. The record is from the annotation of a GenBank genome assembly.
AAUUGAAAAAGUACAAGAAAAAAUUGAAAGAGCAUAAAAUAGAGAAUGAAGAAUCAGUAGCACAAUAUUAUUCAUUUGUUAAACUCAAAGAGGAAAUGACUGGCGAGUUUAAUGUAUACAUCACAAGUCCAAAACACUGUAUGAGAUUUUUAACUCCAGGUAGAUUGGUAUGGGUGAAAUAUGAUGAUAUGGAUUUUGGUUGGAAUAUGGUCAUUAAAUGUGAAGAGAUAAUAAGGAGGGCAGUUACACAUUAUAAUUUAAUAAAUUCUGGAAAAGCAAUUCAUAAAGUAAAAGUGUUGUUGCACUGCUCUAAUGAUUCAUUUGUGAAUAGUGAAAGAGUUGAUGUCAAGCCAUGCCCAGUAAGCUUAAAUGAUGGUGUUAUGCUGGUUGUUCCAAUAAAACUUAAAGAUAUACAAACAAUCAGUCAAAUACGCCUUCAUGCGGGUGAAAAUAUCGAGCAUGAACGUCAUCUAAUGCAUUUAGCUUAUGAAACUAUUAAUGAUAUUCUUUCAAAACAUCCGACUGGUGUGCCAUUAGAUCCAAUAAAAAUGAGAUUAAUUGAAGAGAACAUUAAUAAACAUCCAAUUAAUCAAGAUCCAUUAAUAAUAGAAAAAUAUACCAAAAGAUUGAAUUUAGUAGAACAGAAAUCAGUUCUUCAAUUUGAUGAAUUUAAAAAAAGAAGACGUUUAUUACGGAGAAUGGGUUACUUGUCAGAAAAUAAUAUGGUUGAGCUCAAGGGUAGAAUAGCAUGUGGAAUUAAAUCAGGUGAUGAAAUAGUUUUAACCGAGUUAUUGUUGAAUGAUGUUUUCAAUAAAUUCAUAGAGCCAUAUAAUCAAAUUUUAGAGACAGCUAGAAUUGUAGCUGAGAUUACUGAAGAGUGUGCUAUUGCUAUUGAUAAAGAAAAAUAUAUGGCAAAAUUUUCACCUGGGUUGGUGGAAAGUGUGUAUGCUUGGUGUAAUCAUGUAACGUUUCCAGAAACGUGUAAAAAAGGAAAAAUGCAAGGAGAUAUUGCUAGAAAUUUUGAAAACUUGGAUGAAUUAUUACAAGAAAUGGUUUCAGCAGCCAAGUGUAUAGGAAACAUCGAAUUGGAAAACAAAUUUUCCUUGUCAAUUGAAAAAAUCAAAAAGGGAAUAAUUGUAACAAGGUUUACAAAAGUACAAGUCAGAGAUGAUCCGGUUAUUUGUUGA